Symbiodinium sp. CCMP2456 is the source of this 162-nucleotide messenger RNA. NCBI's taxonomy places the organism in Eukaryota, Dinophyceae, Suessiales, Symbiodiniaceae. The record is from the annotation of a GenBank genome assembly.
AUGGUGGUCUCAGGCCGAGCAGGCAGCGUCAGCCAGCACCUGGCCUGCUUGAUCCUGCUGGCAUUUUCGCCACUUGCUCCGGCACAGGAUCUUUCCUCGGUUUGCGAUCACGAGGACUACCCGAAUGCCUCUUGUCUGAUCUGGGAGCCGGCAGGACGUUAA